Xiphophorus maculatus (southern platyfish) is the source of this 1669-nucleotide messenger RNA. RefSeq names its product oxidation resistance protein 1-like. Gene Ontology annotation, cellular component: nucleus. The transcript is spliced from 5 exons. The record is from RefSeq and is a predicted model, not a curated record. NCBI's taxonomy places the organism in Eukaryota, Metazoa, Chordata, Actinopteri, Cyprinodontiformes, Poeciliidae. Bases 101 to 487 code for a protein of 128 amino acids. Gene Ontology annotation, biological process: response to oxidative stress.
UGUUCCACACACACACAUACACACACAGCUUGCCAGGAAUCUCCCCCCACGGACCAUCGGUUACCCCUGGACGCUGGCGUUUGGCACGUCAAAGCACGGCAUGAGCAUUAAGACACUGUACAGAGCCAUGCAGGGCCAGGACACGCCGGUCCUGCUGGUCAUUAAGGACAGCGACGGUCAGGUAUUUGGUGCACUUGCAUCUGAACCCUUUAAAGUCAGCGAUGGCUUUUACGGCACAGGAGAGACCUUCCUCUUUACCUUCAAUCCAGAGUUUGAGGUAUACAAAUGGACAGGUGACAACAUGUUUUUCAUUAAAGGAGACAUGGACUCUUUGGCUUUUGGUGGAGGAAGCGGUGAGUUCGGCCUGUGGCUGGACGGAGACCUGUACCACGGCCGGAGCCACUCCUGUAAAACCUUUGGGAACCCAAUGCUCUCCAAGAAGGAGGAUUUCUAUGUGCAGGACAUCGAGGUGUGGGCUUUUGAAUAACAAACCUGCUGCAACACAGGGAAAAAAAACAAGUCCUACACACAGGACCAAACCCAGGGAGCGGUCCUCCUUCAGAACAGUGGCAACAUCCCAAACCUAACUGCACACCACCAGGUGCUCCCCUGUCUGGAGGCCAGAUACUGGAUGCUUGUUCCCUGUGCGGCGUCUUUGCAGAGUAGGGAGAGUACGAGGAGAAAUGCAAGGGAAGCAGGGUAGGGACCGCGCGGUCACUAAGGCCAACUGGACUUCCUGAGGCUGAGGUUUGGGACUGCUGCAAGAAAGGAAAGCUGCCCCACCUGGUGCAAAUAGUGCAUCAGAACUCUGAAGAACCUCAAGGAAUCCCCCCUCCCACAUCACCACACCACCACCACCAACUUCUGGGAUCCCAGCUAGAACUCCAACUCACUGUGCUGUCGGCCGUUACGGAGAGAGACUCAGUCGGAGGAAACCGAACACAUUCCAUUUCUCUUGAUCGUGGAGUGUCAAAAGUGGUGAUUUGUGGUGAACUUACAAAAACAAAAAACAAGAAAAAAAACCCACGUCCGCAUCCGGAACCGAUGACGUUAAACGAGCGAAUACGUGCUGUGUGUGUAGGUGAAAGGGGGAGGAGUGAGUUUGUCCUCCCCUCCCUCCUCCCUUGAGGCUUAACUUAUUGAGUAUCGUGUGUCGUAGUCCUGUCGUUCACUGUCCAUAGCACACCGUCUGAAAGCACAUAGCUAUAACCAGACCACCCGUCGUCGUAGCGUUCCGUUCAGUGGGUGUACGUGUGAGUCCAGCUGCCGGCCGGACGCUGGCUCUACUGUUUCGUAGACAGUAACGUGUUGCAAUAGAUUUGUGGAAUAUGCAAAUAAACUGUCCUGUGACCUCAACUAACCCCGCCGGGCGGCGACUCUUUGGCCGCCGUUUGGAGAAAGAGAGAGAGGAACGUGUAAAGCUUUUACGUCUUGAUACACAUAAUUGCUUCUCUGGGUUUCAUUUGAAGGCCUGAGAUGUGGUUACCUGUUUUACAUGCAUAUAUGACAAUUAUAUAUUGUAUAUAUGAUUAUAUAACUUUAUAUAAUCAUAUAUAUUUUGCUGUUGAGUGUGACAGUGAUAUAUUUGUGCUGAUAUUUCAGCUGUUACUAUAUAUUGUAUAUUACCCUGUAAAUUAAUGGUAAAAUAGUAGAUUUGUUGCAAUAUAUA